GUUAUAUUUUUAUUUGUGAUUUCUUUUAGGUUAGAAUAACUGAUUUGACAAAUUCGACGUGUCGCAUUGUAAAUAUAACAAGAAUACAAUGAGUGAAAAAGAAUAUUAUUGGAACGUGCCGAACCAAGAAUUCAACUCCUUUGGAGACAAUGAAUAUCACACAAUGCAGACUCAGCAGUUUGAGUUUCAGUCAUUUGGGGAAGUCUCUCAGGAAUCACAAUCCUAUUAUAAUCCCAAUUUGGUGGGCAAAAGUUCAUCCUCUAUGAGCUUUUUACAACCACAAGAUCCCCCUGGUUAUUCUGCUGAGAAGGUAUAUGGGAGUAAUGAAGAAUGGGAUGAACCUCCAUUGUUGGAAGAAUUGGAAAUAUAUCCAGAUCGUAUCUUAGAAAAAACCUUAGCAGUUUUAAACCCAUUUAGAGGUCAUAGUUUAGCAGAUGAUUCAGACUUCCUAGCAAAAGAUACAGACCUAGCUGGGCCUGUGGCUUACUGUCUCACUUUAGCUAUGUGCUUGUUUAUAUCAGGAAAUAAGGCACAUUUUGGUUACAUAUAUGGAUUGUCAGUGAUGUCCUGCUUAAUGAUGUAUUGUCUGUUGUCUUUAAUGACUACAACAAACAACAUAUUCACAUUAACAAGUGUGGCAAGUAUUUUGGGGUACUGCCUGCUACCCAUCGUUGCUUUGGCUGUUAUUGGUGUCUUCACAAAUUUAAGUGGACCAAUUGGUAUAGGGCUAGCUGUGCUUGCAGUUGUUUGGUCCAGUUUGUCAGCAUCAAGAUUAUUUGUUGCAAUGUCAGGAGAUACACAACAGAGACCCUUAAUUGCCUAUCCCUGUGCUUUAGUGAGUGGGGUAUUUGCUCUUUUGGUUGUAUUUUGAUUUAUAUCAAUGUAAUACAUCAUUUUAUAUUUAAUAAAUGGAUUUAUAAUUUUGAA
Messenger RNA from Agrilus planipennis (emerald ash borer), 927 nucleotides. It is a transcript of the gene Yip1d1, whose product is annotated as protein YIPF5. The coding region runs from base 89 to 871 and encodes 260 amino acids. NCBI's taxonomy places the organism in Eukaryota, Metazoa, Arthropoda, Insecta, Coleoptera, Buprestidae. Gene Ontology annotation, biological process: vesicle fusion with Golgi apparatus; endoplasmic reticulum to Golgi vesicle-mediated transport. The transcript is spliced from 3 exons. The record is from RefSeq and is a predicted model, not a curated record. Gene Ontology annotation, cellular component: trans-Golgi network.